AUGAACCAACCGCUGCCAUCAAACACAAAGGAUUUGGAUAUUCCGCUCCACACGAUUGGCUUUGAACUUGACUGCCUUUCGCCUGAAAAGGUCUCGGGCCAUGUUAUGAUCACUGAAAAGUGCUGUCAGCCGUUCAAGGUGCUGCAUGGAGGGGUUUCGGCACUAAUAGCCGAGUCUCUAGCAAGCAUUGGGGCCUACCUUGCUUCAGGCCUUCAGAGAGUAGCUGGCGUCCACCUCAGCAUCAAUCACCUAAAGAGUGCAAAGUUAGGCGACUAUGUUGUUGCGGAGGCUACUCCUUUUAGAAUACCAUGA
This is a messenger RNA of Striga asiatica, 312 nucleotides long. NCBI's taxonomy places the organism in Eukaryota, Viridiplantae, Streptophyta, Magnoliopsida, Lamiales, Orobanchaceae. The record is from the annotation of a GenBank genome assembly.